This is a messenger RNA of Sabethes cyaneus, 1498 nucleotides long. Its product is annotated as beta-1,3-glucan-binding protein-like. The record is from RefSeq and is a predicted model, not a curated record. Gene Ontology annotation, biological process: carbohydrate metabolic process. Lineage: Eukaryota; Metazoa; Arthropoda; Insecta; Diptera; Culicidae. Bases 150 to 1349 code for a protein of 399 amino acids. Gene Ontology annotation, molecular function: hydrolase activity, hydrolyzing O-glycosyl compounds. The transcript is spliced from 3 exons.
CAGUUCGAAAGAUAAGAUUGUCUGAACAAUCUGAUUGACAAUUUAAUCUGCUACUGAUUUGCGUAAUUGAUCAUUGGCAAUGAGGAUUCAUCUGGGGAAUCUUUCGCAACAUUUCGCAUAGUAUUUCUUUGCAUUUCCAAUAGUUCGCAAUGUUUGCGCUUAGAUUUUUAAUACCUUUGCUUAUUUUACUUACCAUCAAUGUCACAUAUGCAAGCUUAAACGAAGUCACUGAUGAUUCAUUUAAAAUCGAUUGCGAACGGCCAUCAGUCACAACUGCCAGUGGUUUACUAGUCAAUAAAAAAUGGUUUUGCUCUGGAGAACUAAUUUUUGAAGACAAUUUUGAUAUAUUGGAUUUAAAUAAAUGGCAACAUGAACACACCCUUGGUGGAGGUGGGAACGGAGAAUUUCAAUACUAUCUUAACCAUCGAGACAACUCGUUUGUCGAGGAUGGCAUAUUUUACAUUAAGCCAACUUUAAUGGGCAUAGAACCUGGAGGAGAAGAAUUUUUGAAUAGCGGAACUUUGGAUAUCCACGGUGGUGAUCCCGAUAAUUUUUGUACCAACCCAGCCUGGGACGGAUGCGUUAGGGUUGGAUCACCAGAAAACAUUCUAAAUCCGGUUAAGAGUGCUCGUGUUCGUACCGUUCACUCGUUUAGUUUCAAAUACGGUAAGCUUGAGAUCAGUGCCAAACUUCCCACCGGUGAUUGGAUGUGGCCUGCGCUAUGGUUAAUGCCACGGCUCAAUCAGUAUGGCACAUGGCCCGCGUCUGGUGAGAUCGAUCUGAUGGAAGCCCGUUGUAAUGUUGAUUACUAUGACAACGAUCAGACACAUAUUGGUGUAGAACAAGUUUUAUCAACAUUACAUUUUGGUCCGAAUGCCUGGACUAAUGCUUACAACACAUCUACAUUAUCAAAAAAUUCGCCUCCAGGACAAGGAUUCAACAAAGAUUUUCAUCGUUAUCAGCUAGAAUGGACACCGGAUAACAUGAUCUUUAGUGUUGACGACGAAUCUCUUCUGCAAGUUGGUGCUAAUUUUUGGGAGAGAGGGAAUUUUGAAGAGCGAGCCCCAGGAACACGGAAUCCUUGGGUUUCUGGUACCAAGAUGGCACCGUUCGAUCAAGAGUUUUUUAUAAUCAUGAAUUUAGCUAUAGGAGGAACGAAUGGAUAUUUUCCGGAUGAAAACGUUACAAAUUCUAGGCCCAAACCAUGGUCAAACCAAUCUCCAGUUCGAGUUGCAAUGACAAGUUACUGGAACAAAAGAAACGAUUGGAUGCCCUCUUGGGCUCUAGAUAAAAAUGACGGCAAAGAUGCAUCCUUUCAGAUCGACUACGUUAGAGUUUGGGCUUUAUAACAGCAAUUCGUCAUCUGAAUUUAACAUUUAUAAUAUUGUUUAAAUAGGUAAUUCAAGACUAUUUAUUUUUUUUUCCUUUUCCUAUCUGGAUUACCUUGGACACGAUUUACGGUUAAUGGAACGUACGGCAUGUUGCUUACUUGAUACGA